Messenger RNA from Piliocolobus tephrosceles (Ugandan red Colobus), 3038 nucleotides. RefSeq names its product solute carrier family 27 member 6 (gene SLC27A6). Gene Ontology annotation, molecular function: long-chain fatty acid transmembrane transporter activity; long-chain fatty acid-CoA ligase activity. Bases 826 to 2685 code for a protein of 619 amino acids. Gene Ontology annotation, biological process: long-chain fatty acid metabolic process; long-chain fatty acid import into cell. The record is from RefSeq and is a predicted model, not a curated record. The transcript has 11 exons. NCBI's taxonomy places the organism in Eukaryota, Metazoa, Chordata, Mammalia, Primates, Cercopithecidae. Gene Ontology annotation, cellular component: plasma membrane; endoplasmic reticulum membrane.
GGGCUUCCUCCCUGGGGUGUGAGCAGGUCGGCGCGACACACCUCUCCAGGCGCGCGCCCAGGGACCCGCUGGCGGAGGCGCCCAGGCAGUUCCAGCUGCGGCACUCCAGGGGAAGUAGCUGGCCCUGAGCCUGGAGGCCGAAGGAGGGGAGCAACGCUCCUGCCGCGAUUCGGAGAAGAGAUACACUAGGCCAGCCUAAGGACACUCCGAGUGCGAGCUGCGGCUGGGGUAGGGGCGGCCCCUUCCAGUGGGCGCUUGGGUCACCUAGGAGCAGUUCUCCGGGACCCGUUGCAUCCGAGGGACUGGGCGGGGCUGGGCGUGGCUGGACGCGGGCAGCGCUCAGGAGUCCCGGAACUCGCUGGCCCUGCGGCCACGGGCCGAGGCGUGGUCCUGAGCCCCUGCGCGGUUUCUGGUGCGUAGAGACUGUAAAUCACUGCGCUUCUCAGUCAUCGUCACCCCAGCUUUUCUCGGCUGGAAUUCAGCCUCCAACUCAAGAUCGCGGGAAGGACUACCUGAGAGGAGAAAAGCUUCUGUCGCUGGACCUUCUUCUGAGGGUGGUGAGGAGUCGGAGGCUCCCUGCUCUCUAGCCGCCCAGUGACCCAAGAUUAAUCUUCAGCACCACUUGGGGCGACCUUUUCAGUGCAAAGCUCUGAUUCUGUUUCUCAGGAUUCCUCCCCACCCCGUUCCGCCCCGGAAAAGCUGACAAGAACUUCAGGUGUAAGCCCUGAGUAGUGAGGACCGGCGGUCUCCGCGGAGAACUGUGCCUGGAAGAGAAGGACGCUGGUGGGGCUGAGAUCAGAGCUGCCUUCUGGCCCCGUGGCCCCCAUGCUUCUGUCGUGGCUAACAGUUCUAGGGGCUGGAAUGGUCCUCCUGCACUUCGUGCAGAAACUCCUGUUCCCUUACUUUUGGGAUGACUUCUUAUUCCUGGUGAAGGUGGUGCUCAUUAUAAUUCGGCUGAAGAAGUACGAAAAGAGAGGGGAGCUGGUGACUGUGCUGGAUAAAUUCUUGAGUCAUGCCAAAAGACAACCUCGGAAACCUUUCAUCAUCUAUGAAGGAGACAUCUACACCUAUCAGGAUGUAGACAAAAGGAGCAGCAGAGUGGCCCGUGUUUUCCUGAACCAUUCCUCUCUGAAAAAGGGGGACACCGUGGCUGUACUGAUGAGCAAUGAGCCGGACUUCGUUCACGUGUGGUUCGGCCUCGCCAAGCUGGGCUGCGUGGUGGCCUUUCUCAACUCCAACAUUCGCUCCAACUCCCUCCUGAAUUGCAUCCGCACCUGUGGGCCUAGAGCCCUAGUGGUGGGCGCAGAUUUGCUUGGAACUGUAGAAGAAAUCCUUCCAAGCCUCUCAGAAAAUAUCAGUGUUUGGGGGAUGAAAGAUUCAGUUCCAGAAGGCAUAAUUUCACUCAAAGAAAAACUGAGCACCUCAUCUGAUGAGCCUGUGCCACGCAGCCGCCAUGUUGUCUCACUCCUCAAGUCUACUUGUCUUUACAUUUUUACCUCCGGAACAACAGGUCUACCAAAAGCAGCUGUGAUUAGUCAGCUGCAGGUUUUAAGGGGUUCUGCUGUCCUGUGGGCUUUUGGUUGUACUGCUGAUGACAUUGUUUAUAUAACCCUUCCUCUGUAUCAUAGUUCAGCAGCUAUCCUGGGAAUUUCUGGAUGUGUUGAGUUGGGUGCCACUUGUGUGUUAAAGAAGAAAUUCUCAGCAAGCCAGUUUUGGAAUGACUGCAAGAAGUAUGAUGUGACUGUGUUUCAGUAUAUUGGAGAACUUUGUCGCUACCUUUGCAAACAAUCUAAGAGAGAAGGAGAAAGGGAUCAUAAGGUGCGUUUGGCAAUUGGAAACGGUAUGCGGAGUGAUGUAUGGAGAGAAUUUUUAGACAGAUUUGGAAAUAUAAAGGUGUGUGAACUUUAUGCAGCUACUGAAUCAAGCAUAUCUUUCAUUAACUACACUGGGAAAAUUGGAGCAAUUGGGAGAGCAAAUUUCUUUCACAAACUUCUUUCCACUUUUGACUUAAUAAAGUAUGACUUUCAGAAAGAUGAACCCAUGAGAAAUGAACAGGGUUGGUGUAUUCAUGUGAAAAAAGGAGAACCUGGACUUCUCAUUUCUCGAGUGCAUGCAAAAAAUCCCUUCUUUGGCUAUGCUGGGCCUUACAAGCACACAAAAGACAAAUUGCUUUGUGAUGUUUUUAAGAAGGGAGAUGUUUACCUUAACACCGGAGACUUGAUAGUCCAGAAUCAGGACAAUUUCCUUUAUUUUUGGGACCGUACUGGAGACACUUUCAGAUGGAAAGGAGAAAAUGUCUCAACCACUGAGGUUGUUGAUGUUAUUGGAAUGUUGGAUUUCAUACAGGAAGCAAACGUCUAUGGUGUGGCUAUAUCAGGUUAUGAAGGAAGAGCAGGAAUGGCUUCUAUUAUUUUAAAACCAAAUAAAUCUUUAGAUUUGGAAAAAGUUUAUGAACAACUUGUAACAUCUUUACCAGCUUAUGCUUGUCCACGAUUUUUAAGAAUUCAGGAAAAAAUGGAAGCAACAGGAACAUUCAAACUAUUGAAGUAUCGGUUGGUGGAAGAAGGAUUUAAUCCACUGAAAAUUUCUGAACCACUUUACUUCAUGGAUAACUUGAAAAAGUCUUAUGUUCCACUGACCAGGGAACUUUAUGAUCAAAUAAUGUUAGGGGAAAUAAAACUGUAAGAUUUUUAUAUCUAGAACUUUCAUAUGCUUUCUUAGGAAGAGUGAGAGGAGACUGUAUGAUUCUUUACUAUGAAAUGAGGAAAAGGAACUAACAUUAUUUAGGCAUGUGCUAUGUUUCCUUAAUAUGAGAGAGAAUUGUUUUAGUUGCAUAAUGAUUUUUUCUUUUAAAUGAUAUAAACUUUAGUUGAUUAUUCUUUUUGCCUAUUUGGAGAUUCAGUGCAUAACUAAAUAUUUGCCGUAAUAUUAAAGGGUUUAAAUAAUAAAUGGUAGCUAGCAGUUUGGACAAUCACUAAAAAUAUACUUUCUAAUAUGUAAAGUUACUAAUUUUGAAUAAAAGAUUAAUUUUUCUGAAA